AUGACAGAAUCAGCGCCCCCGCCAUCAGCACCUCGCAUAGACAUCUCCCUCUCCAUCGCCCCCUCAACCCACAGUUUCAGCUGCCCCACACCACCCACCCUCACCAUGACUCUACUAUCCCACGCCACCUUCCCAAUCACAAUUUUCGUCUGGGACACAGCCCUCCACAUCUCCCGCGCCCUGAAUAAUCGCGGCAUCACUAUCACCGAUCUAGAAACCAAUACUUCGGUCCCAACAACCCGUAUUUUAGUCCAACGAGCAGCCAUUACCAGAAUCCAUGGUAGUUACGACGAAGAACUAUAUCUGGAGUUACCGCCAGGCGUGCCAGUACAGCUGCAGAGAGCUUUUGGCCGAAAUGUGGAUGUCAAGCCUUUGCCCAAGCAUAUUGUGCAGAAAGGGUGGGAAAUUGAUGACCAAGGCAGAGAGAGGAGGAUACGGAGAUCGACUCAGGCGACUGGGGUUGAUGGGUUGGAAGCUGGGAAGGAGUAUCGUAUUGGUGUGAAUAUGGAGACGCUUGGAAAGUGUAGGUGGGCGUUUGCGACGAAAGACGAAGUGCUGGUUAACAGAGGGGAAGGAGGNAGUUACCCUCAGGAUUUUGAUUGGGAGACAGAGAGGAAGAUUGAAUGGUCGGUGAAGGAAGCUACAGUGAGUGUGGAGGAUUGA
Messenger RNA from Aureobasidium vineae, 663 nucleotides. The record is from the annotation of a GenBank genome assembly. NCBI's taxonomy places the organism in Eukaryota, Fungi, Ascomycota, Dothideomycetes, Dothideales, Saccotheciaceae.